UGUCUUCCGGGUUUGGGAGUUCAGUACUCGGGGUUGGCGAGAUCCGAGGUGGCGCGUCUUCUUGCUCCAGGUCCGCUGGGGUUGUUAAGGGUGCCGAGCUCCGUGUGUGCGGCCCCCAGAACAGCGAGUUCCUCCUGAGGGAGAAGGGAGCCGCGGGCUGCGGGUAACAAAGGUGAAAACCGCAUGGCCCAGGCUGCGGGGAUUUGGAAUCCUAAACCUGACUGAUCAUUGUGAUGGAGCAAGGACAAGAAUUGUUGGUCUCAGGUUCUAAAGGCCUCAUGAAGAGGGAGAGUUUGAAAAGCCCCUUUACAGGAGAUGAAAGUAAGAAUAAUUUGGGAACUGUUCAACACAAUAAUCCUAAGGCAGAUAAGCUUAAAGACAGAGCUUCAAAAUGGUCUAAAAGACAUGGCCCACAAAAUUCUAAGCACGAGGAUACAAAAGAAAUGCUGUUGACAUUGUCCCAAGAAGAUGAGAUUUUGGCUCAGAAUUCCUCUGAGAAUGAUGGCAAAUCAGAGAUUUGGGGAAAUUCUACAGGGAAAGAGGAGGAGAAGGCCAAUCAUGGGGUAAGGGACCCAGGAGAACAUGGCAAUGUCUCUAUCCAGCAGGGAGACAAACCCUACAAAUGUUCCCAGUGUUGGAAAAGCUUCAGUAAUAGUUCUCAUUUGCGUACUCAUCAGAGGACUCACUCAGGAGAAAAGCCUUAUAAAUGCUCUGAGUGUGGGAAAUGCUUUUGUAACAGUUCACACCUGAUUCAGCAUCUGAGAACACACACUGGGGAGAAGCCUUAUCAGUGUGGUGAAUGUGAGAAAAGCUUCAGCAAUACCUCCCAUCUUAUUAUCCAUGAGAGGACUCACACGGGAGAGAAACCCUAUAAAUGCCCUGACUGUGGGAAGAGUUUUAGUAGCAGUUCUCACCUUAUUCAGCAUCACAGGUCACAUACAGGGGAAAAACCAUACGAGUGUCCUGUCUGUGGAAAAGGCUUCAGCUAUAGCUAUGUUCUAAUAGAACACCAGAGGACUCACACUGGAGAAAAACCUUAUGAAUGUCCAGACUGUGGGAGCAGUUUUAGUCAGAGUUCCAGCCUGAUUCGCCACCAGCGGACACACACAGGUGAGAAGCCCUACAAAUGUCUUGAAUGUGGAAGAAGCUUUGGUUAUAAUUCUACUCUAAUAAAGCAUCGAAGAAUCCAUACAGGAGAAAAAUCCUAUCACUGUGCAGACUGUGGGAAGAAUUUUAGUCGAAGUUCAAAUCUUAUAACACACCAGGAAAUACACACAGGAGAGAAAUGCUGUAGAGGUUCUGAAAAUGAAGAAAGUUUGCAUCAGAACUGCAGAGUGAUAGAAGAGUACAGAGGAGAGAAGCCAUAUAAAUGCUGUGAAUGUGGGAAGAGUUUUGGCCUUAGCACCCAUCUCAUUAGACAUCAGAGGACACAUACAGGAGAAAAGCCUUACAGAUGUUCUCUUUGCUGGAAGACUUUCAGUCAGAGUUCUGCUCUGGUGAUUCACCGGAGGACCCACACAGGAGAGAAACCUUAUAAAUGUCCUGAUUGUGGUGAGUGCUUCAGUCAAAGCUUUAACCUUAACAGGCACCAGAGGAUCCACAAAGGAGAAAAACCUUUCAAAUGUUCUGACUGUGAGAAAUGCUACACAAGAAGUGCCUACCUCACUCAGCAUCGGAAAAUUCACAUAGAAAAGUCUUUUGAGUCUCCUAAAGUGGUGGAUUUUCCUCAUGAACUGACUUGGAAAAGCUGUUCAGGGGAAAUGGCCCACAUCCCUUCACUUUCAGUCUCAAAUCCACUUUCCUGAGUCCCUGAGCUUGCUGAGUUUUGUUUGGUUUUGUUUUCCCUUAUUGGACCAUAACAGUUAAGGUUCAUCAAACAUCUGUAAUCAUUGUUUCGUGUAAAAAGUCAACCUCUUGGGCCACCAGGUUAUCAGAUCUGUCCAGUGAGAGACACUGACAAUAAUGAAGAUAAAGGAGAAAUUUUUUUUUGAAACUUAGAAAUAGCUUCAAAGGAAAAUAUAAAGAGUAACCCAGGGAAUGAGCAAAAGGCCAUGUGAGAACUUGAAGCUAGGAGUGCCAAUGAGUUACCUUAUUUUUUCUUACCUCAUUUUUUCUUACCUCAUUGAGUGAAGAUCAUUACUAGCUUCAAGUCUUUGCCCAGUGAAAUAAUCUUUUGAACAAAUAAUGUGAUUUUGUGUUUGUUUUAUUAAAUCUUAGGAAAGAUUCUUCUUUUUAUAAAUACAUUUUUAUUUGGUAAAAAUUAAAGAACUGUACUGUCCAUUAUUGUAGCCUUUAGCCAUAUUUGGCUAUUUAAACAUAUUAAUAAUUAACAUUUAAUGAAAUUUAAAAUACAGUUUCUUAGUUGCACCAGCCACCUACUAAGUACUCAGCCACAUAUGACUAGUGACUACUAUAUUGGAUAUCAUCAUAGAAAGUUCUUUCAAGAGCAUCUUUUUCGGGUUUUUUUUGGUGCCAGGGAUCGAACUCGGGACCUUGUGCUUGCGAGGCAAGCAGUGGCACCACUGAGCUAAAUCCCUGGCCCUAGAGCAUCAUUCUUAACAGACUCACAUUUCUGUUAAGAGUAGGAAUGUGCUCUAGUGUUUUUGUUUUCCAAAAGAAAUUGCAAUUGAAUAGAAAUGAGAUUGAGUUUUUAUAGCACUAGGUCAAGAGAUUGGGUAUUUUAGCAAUUGUAUGUUAUGUUAAACCAGUGGUGUUAUCUAAUAAUGAUCUCAUUGUCUUGACCAAAGCCAGAAUAGUAGGUAGGAUCUUGCAAUGGGUUCUUCCAUUUUUUGACAAAAUCUUUCCCUAAGUUUUCUGUCUAAGGCCUGGUCAUAUCAGGAACUGGGUUAUUUUUCUAAUAAUUAACCCACUCACUCUGAGCCAGUGUUCAAGGACAGUUUGUUUUUGAACACCAGGAUUCCUUAGCGUUAGGAUUGGCAGUUUUCCUCUGCUUUUGAUAUCUUUGGUUUAUGGAUCUGUUGAGACCUCAUCCUCUGUUCUGUGGGAAGGAUGCUUUGGAAAGUGUUAGAUAUAUCCUAUUCUUCCUCUCCCAUUUUUUCCUAGUGCAAAAGGUAUAUGUAUAGGAAUGUCAAGACUCUGAGUUGCCCAGGAUUUCAUCAGUAUUGAAAAAUAUGUUUCCACCUUUGUAUGUUAUGGAGAAUAUGUGGAGAUGGAUAUUAGGAAUUGAGGGCCAGACAGGACCAAUUGUGGCUGCUGUGAAGGCAGUAGUUGGUGGACAGUUGAUUUGCAUGAGUGUUAUUUACUUCAUGGUUGUGGUACACUUGAUACUGGCGAGGCAGUUGUGUCUUUUUGUAUUAUUAUAUGAUUUAAAAAUAAAGCAAAACUAACAAAAGUA
Messenger RNA from Heterocephalus glaber (naked mole-rat), 3355 nucleotides. RefSeq names its product zinc finger protein 572 (gene Znf572). The record is from RefSeq and is a predicted model, not a curated record. Gene Ontology annotation, molecular function: DNA-binding transcription factor activity, RNA polymerase II-specific; RNA polymerase II cis-regulatory region sequence-specific DNA binding. NCBI's taxonomy places the organism in Eukaryota, Metazoa, Chordata, Mammalia, Rodentia, Bathyergidae. Gene Ontology annotation, biological process: regulation of transcription by RNA polymerase II.